Molecule: messenger RNA, 6921 nt
Organism: Solea senegalensis (Senegalese sole)
Lineage: Eukaryota; Metazoa; Chordata; Actinopteri; Pleuronectiformes; Soleidae
Product: fibronectin-like
Exons: 27
Coding region: 180-6470 (2096 amino acids)
Molecular function (GO): protein binding
Source: RefSeq, a predicted model, not a curated record
CUAACCCCGCAGGAAGCCUCGGCUUUGUGGCUCAUAUAGCAGGGGAGGGCUAUCAGGAUGACUGCGACACUACAGACACCAGCUGUGUGUUUCACAACCUUCCCUGUGAUUUGUGUUUGAAUAUAACUGUCCAAGCUCAGGGAUCCCAAUGCAGCAGUCUCCCAAGUGUCAUUGAAUCCAUGGAAACAGUCCCGUGCAUCCCUCAGAACGUGAGUGCCACACUGGGGUGUUUGAAUCACUCAGCCUCGGUGACGUGGGCAGGAAGCCCGAGUGCGAUAGGAUACAAUGUGACAUUAACAAGCCAGGAUGGACACACACACCACUGCCACAGCGACACUUCCAGCUGUGAUGUACCUGAUAUCCACUGUGGCGAAACCUACAGCAUCACAGUCACACCGUUCUCGAUGACGUGCACAGGAAACCAAAGUGCUGCCUACAGCUUCAGCUCAGGUCUUUGUCCUCCCAGUAAUGUCAGUGUGUCUCCAAAUUGUGAGGACAACACUGUCUCUUGGUCUCUAGUGCCAGGGGCAGAAAUGUACAUAGCAACCGCAAGUGCAGAUGAUGGACAUACUCACACUUGCAGCUCAAACUCCUCCAACACAUGUCAUUUCACUGAUCUCCAUUGUGGGGAAACCUACUCCGUCACUGUACAAACAGUGGACAGGGGCUGCUUCAGCGAACCAAGCUCAGCCGUGGUGCUGACGACAGCUCCCUGCCUCCCAGAAAACGUCUCAGCAGAAGUACAGUGUAACACUAAUGUGAUGGCUGUGAGUUGGGCACAGACAACUGGCUCGGGUGACUACACUGCCUGGGCGAUCGGCACAGACGGACACAAUGCCUCUUGUAAUGCUACAUCCGACUCCUGCAGCAUCAGUGGCCUGCAGUGUGGCAAAGUCUAUGACGUGUCUGUCACCCCGUCCACCACUCAAUGCAGCGUCAUUGCUGCCUCUGACUACAGGGUUCAGGCUGCUCCCUGUAAACCUGAGAACACCGCUGCUGAGCAGAACUGUAGCAGCAACGUCAUGACAGUAACGUGGGACGAGGGGAACACGGCUCAGAACUACACCGUUACCGCCUCUCCUGCAUCGGGUGUUAACUCCACCUGUGUCUCCACUGGGAGCAGCUGCUCCUUCCUGGACCUGAGCUGUGGUCAACUCUACACAUUCACCGUGAUGGGACACACUAAUGUGUGCAUGAGCGAAAUGAGUACACCAAUAGAGAAGAUGACUGCCCCGUGUGCUCCUACCAAUGUGUCAGCUAAUAUGAACUGUACCACACACGACGCUCUGCUCAGCUGGAGUAGUGCAGCUGGAGCUGAAGCUUAUAACGUCCAGGCAAACUCCACCAGUGGACAUGGCUCCUCCUGCAGUGUGGCUGGGACAUCGUGCAACCUUGACAGUCUGGUCUGUGGUGAGGAGUACUCAGCUGUUGUUGAGCCACUGGACACUGGCUGUCCUGGGCCUGUCAGCUCCCCGGUCACGUUUACUACUGAGCCUUGUGUUCCCACGUCUCUCUCUGUCCAAUACAACGCAAGCACCGCCCAGGUGAUGUGGGGCACAGCAAGUGGCGCCGACUCCUACUCUGUCGAAGCUGUGACCGACCAGGGCCCAGCGGUCACCUGUGACACCAACAACACCAGCUGCCUCCUGACUGGCCUGCAGUGUAGUCAGGUCUACAACGUGACUGUAAUAGCGCACAAUGAAGCGUGUGACAGCUCAGUGUCUGGAACUCAUCAGCUCCUAACAGAACCCUGUCCACCGACAAAUGUCCAGGCCAAUAUAGCCUGUGAAAGUCUGACUGUGACUGUCUCCUGGGACCAGAGUGCCCUCGCUGUGGGUUACGUUGCUUACGUUGACAGCCAGAGUGGCCACUACACUUCCUGUGUUGCCACAAAUACCCAGUGUACAGUCUCAGGAGUGAUGUGUGGUGCAGUGUACGAUGUCUGGGUCAAGGCUCUGGGACAAGUGUACAACAGCUCUGACAGCACAGUGGUGUCUCUUACAUCAGGGCCUUGCCAACCAAGCAGCAUAGACGCUGUGAUGAACUGCGAGGCUCGCUUUGCUACCAUAUCCUGGCAGCUCAGUGUUGGAGCUGUGUCCUACGCUGCUGAGCUGACAUCUACAUCGGGCCACGCCACGGGCUGCACCACAAACCACACCCACUGUGAGGUGAGCUCUUUGCAGUGUGGAGAGGAAUAUAACGUCACUGUGAUGGCUCUGGGGGAAACCUGCAACAGCAGUGCUCAGAUGGCAGGACACCUCACCACAGAGCCGUGUGUCCCCACAAAUCUCUCCAGCCACUACAAUGCAACCACUGCCCAGGUGAUGUGGAGUGCAGCCAGUGGUGCCAGCUAUUACUGUGUUGAGGCUGUGACCGAUCAGGGACCACUGGUGUCGUGCAACACCACAACAACCGUCUGCAUCCUGACUGGCCUGCAGUGUAGUCAGAUUUACAACGUCACUGUGAUGGCACAAAACUGGGCCUGCAACAACACUGUGACUUCGCAAUCGCACCGCAUUAUGACAGAACCCUGUCCACCCACCAAUGUUCAGGCCAACAUGGUGUGUGAACAGCUCACUGCAACUGUUUCUUGGGACCAGAGUGCCCUCGCUGUGGGUUAUGUUGCUUACGUUGACAACCAAAGUGGCCCCUGCAUUUCCUGUGCUGCCACUAACACCCAGUGUACAGUCUCAGGACUGACAUGUGGCACAGUGUAUGAUGUCUGGGUCAAAGCUUUGGGACAAGAGUACAACAGCUCUGACAGCACAAUAGUUUAUCUUACAUCAGCUCCAUGCCUGCCUGGAGAUAUUGUGACAGUAGCCAACUGUAACUCUGAUGGUGCUGCCAAUGUGUCCUGGAAUACAAUUUCUGGAGCUGCAAACUUUUCCCUGACAGCCUUUGUCAGUGGAAGUGUUCAGACUCUGUGUACGACUCAGGAGAACAGCUGUAAUGUGACAAAUCUAGCAUGUGGGGAAACGUACAACCUCAACAUCACUGCCAGCAACGAAGAGUGCAGCCUCACAGCCAUGAUGCCCACUAACGUCACCACACGUCCUUGUCCACCACAGGGUGUAACUGUUGACCUGGUGUGUGGCUCCAGCACCACAGUCUUGUCCUGGGUGGGCACAUCUGAUGUUGAACUGUACAAAGCAACUGCUAUAAAGGCAUCAGGAGGAGAGGUGAAGAAGUGUAACUCCACCGGCUCUACCUGUCACUUCCCAAGCCUGGUCUGUGGAGAGACCUACAACUUUACAGUCACAGCUCUGAGUCAAGACUGCUGCAGCCAGGACAGCACUACUGUGUCCCUCCAAACAGAGCCUUGCCAGCCUGUGAUUACAUCAGUUCAGACACUGUGUCAGAGUGAGCAGGUCCAGAUCUCCUGGGGUCAGACGAGCGGUGUUGUGAAUUACGCAAUCACAGUCAAAGGAAACCUUGAGUUUGUAAAAGACUACAAUACAACGGGGACCAUUCUGUCCGUCCCUCUGCCAUGCGGACAGCACUAUAAUGUCACAGUGCAAGGACAGGGCUAUGUGUGUGAAAGUAUCCCCAGCAGUCCUGCCUUCUUCAAGACUGGCCUGUGUGUCCCCCAGAAUGUGACGACCGAUAUGCAGUGUGAGUUAAAUAAGGGGUCCGUCAGCUGGGACUCAAGCGACGGUGCGGAAACAUACGUGGCCGAGGCGACAGGCCUGGACGGACACAAUCACCAGUGUCCCACCAACACCACCUCCUGCACCUGGAACGACCUGCACUGUGGGGAGAGCUACACCGUCGUAGUGAGAGCGAAAGAUGACAACUGCACCAGUCUGCCCAGCUCCAGCGCAGUCAUCCACAUGGAUCCCUGUGUGCCCGAGAAUGUGUUUGCUUCUGCGGACUGCAACAUGAAAGUUGUUUCUCUGAGCUGGGGUGCAAGUAAUGGUUCAGAAACAUAUUAUGUAACUGCUGAGGCAGAAAACACAACGACUCAGCUCACUAACGUCACCACAGUCGACUUUUUCGACUUAGCCUGUGGACAAGACUACAACCUCACCGUCACACCUCAUAGUAAUCACUGUGCUGGCAGCUCUAGUGAACAGGCUUUCAUACAGACAUGGCCGUGUGCACCUUCAGAAAUCGUAAUUCUUCACAACAGUCUCACUGACUUCGCCAUCAUAUUAUGGCAGGCCAGCAAUGGGUCAGAAAGCCACACAGUCUCCUUGCAGAGUGAUCGCGGCGUCUCCACUACAGCUGUGUCUGCUGGGAGUCAUUUGAAUGUCACAGACUUGGACUGUGGGUACAACUUCUCUGUGUCGGUCACAGCUUACAAUCAGCAGUGUAACGCCACCUCCAGUCAAAACAUAUUUCUGCAGUCAGUGCCAUGUGUUCCCACUAAUGUCACAGUCGUGAGGGACUGCGUCAACAACACUGCUCUUGUGUCCUGGUCUGCAAGUCGUGGGGCUUUACAGUACUCCGUGGCAGCCCACUGUAGUAAUGGCACCGUCAGCUACCAGACGUCUGACCUCAGCUAUAACCUUGACAACCUCACAUGUGGCAGCAGCUACACCAUUCACGUACUGGCCAUGGAUGACAGCUGCUCAAGUGCCCCAAGCCUGGAAGUGACGUUAGACUCAGCCCCCUGCCCUCCACAGAACGUGAGUGCCCAGUUCAGCUGUUCCUCAAAUGACAUGACCAUUUCUUGGGAUGCUGUUGGAGAGGCCGACCACUUUCUGGUGUCAGCAACUGCAGACAACAGUGGAAUCAGUGAAUCAUGCAACACCACAAACACACGGUGCUCCUUCAGCAACGUGAGCUGUGGAAAAACCUUCACUGUCCAUGUCACUUCUGUCAGAGGCAACUGCCACAGCCAGCCCAGUCAGACCUGCAGCAUCCUGUCAGCCCCCUGCCAGCCUCAGGGAAUCAGCGGCAACAUCGACUGUGUCACCAAUUCUGCUUGGAUAUCGUGGAGCGCAGCUCUGGGGGCGGACAGCUACACAGUGUCUGCUGUGGGUGGAGAAGACUACACGGCUAACUGCACCACCUCCAGCAACACGACAUGCGAGGUAGAAGACCUGGCAUGUGGUGUACGUUAUGAUUUCAAUGUGACUGCUGAGAACAGCCAGUGUGAGAGUCAGCCAAGUGCCACCAUCAACCUGCACACAGCGCCCUGCUCCCUCUCUGCUAUCACGGCCUUCCCCCAGUGCCACAAUUCCUCCAUCCUCGUCGUGUGGGAACUGAUGGAGGGCAGCGUAGGAAACACUGUGUACAUUGCAACAGCAAAAGCAAGCGAUAACACCACCCUGUCCUGCAAUGACACGGGCAUUAGCUGCUAUCUGCACGGAGCACAGUGUGACCUCCGGUAUACCAUCAUCGUAGCUGCUUCAUCGGACCAAUGCAGCAGCAUGAGAAGUCCACCCUACAGAAUUAACAUGGAGCCCUGUCCACCUCAGAACAUGAGCCUCAGUUCCUCUUGUGAGGAACAAAGUGUGAUGGUGUCCUGGACUCCUUCUCCUGUGGCUGAAGCCUACAGCGUUGUCGCCAUGGCCGCAGACGCACACGUGCACACUUGCAACACCACGUCGUCCAGCAGUAACUGCAGCAUAUCAGCGCUCCACUGUGACCAGCAGUAUACGUUUUUUGUCACUGCCAGUCAUGAGAAUUGCUCCAGUGAAGCCAGUGAAAACGCAACACUGAACACAGGUCCCUGCGCGCCCAGUGGAGUCUCCGUCACGUUCCACUGCAACAACGGGUCUGCAGAGUUGUCGUGGAUGCCCGGCGUGAGCGCUGUCGAGUACUACGGCUGUGCUCAGUCUGAGAAUGGAGACAUGCUGUAUUGUUACAGCACGUCUCCCACUUGUACCAUUGAGGGACUGGACUGUGGAGAAGUUUACAAUUUCACCGUCCAGGCCUCAGAUGGCACAUGCAACAGCUCCUUGAGUGACCCAGUGCAGCAGGGGGCAGUUCCCUGCCCUCCAGAUGGUGUUGAGGUGCAGGUGCUGCCAAUGCAGAUGGAGGCCCAGGCGCUGCUAUUCAGCUGGAACCAGGUCUCCUGUAAUGACAGUUGGUACUUGGUGACAUUAACAGGGAGUCUCCUGGGAGAGAGCAUGGCCCUGUUUCAGAUACUCUCCUAUUGGACAAACAGCUUGUAUUUUGAGAUUCCACUUCCCUGCGGGUCGUCCUACAACGCCACAGUGCACAGCAGAAACAGUGCCGGUACCAGCGAUCCUUCUGAGACUCUCAGUGGACUGACAGCUCCUUGUCCACCAACAAAUGCAAUGUACUCAAGUAGCGGCCCCGUAUCCUCCAUCAUGUGGGAUGCAUCAGUGUUUGCUUCAGCAUACACAGUGUAUGACAACAGUGUCACACCAUGGAUUCAGAUGUGCAGGGUGUCGGGGCUGUCCUGCAACCUCUCAAACAUCACUUCCAGUAACCUGGUCGUCACAGCCAGCAAUGCAGCUGGAGAGAGUGAAGUUUCCAUUAUCAAUUCUGCACCAUAACUACGCAGCUAGGGGAGCUCUUACUGGAAUGCAGAAUGAGGACCUCCCAGCUCCAACUCUUCACAUCACACAAACAACUCCACCAAUGAUGAGGAAUGUAUAGUGCAGGGGUGUCAAACGCCGAUGACCUGGGGGCCAACGGGCAUCUAGUCUGGUCAAGGGGAAACAACAGUUCAGUAGAGGGUGGGCAAUAUGAUGUUAAAAUUCUAACACAAUAGAUCAAAUUUCACAAACUUUCCAAGUAGCAGCGCUUGUUUCGUUAUGGAACGACACGCGACUUACUGAUAAUAACAAAUUUAUGAUGCAAAAUAAAUCUAGUCGUAGCAAAGACAGAGAAAUGAAUCUAAAACUAAGUAUAAAAUACUGUGGACAACUGUAAUUGAGACACCAGACAUAUUCUACUGUUAAUAAUGUGAUAAUUACAAAAAAAGGUCUUCUUAUUACUAUUAUA